AUGGUGAAGGGGCGUCUUGUUUCCCAGCAUGGAUCCAGCAGCUGGGAGGCAGCUGACCUGGGCAACGAGGAGCGGAAGCAGAAGUUCCUGCGGCUGAUGGGCGCGGGGAAGAGAGAACGCACUGGCCGCCUCGUUAUUGGAGACCACAGAUCAACUUCUCACUUCAGGACAGGGGAAGAAGACAAGAAAAUGAAUGAAGAGUUAGAGUCUCAGUUCCAGCAGAGCAUGGACAGCACAAUGUCAGGAAGAAAUCGGCGACAUUGUGGACUUGGUUUCAGCGAGUUGCAGGAAGGUGAAGAGGAGCAGGGUGAGUGUUCUGGAGAGUCCCCAGAACAGGAAAGUCCAGAGGACACUGAAAGUAGCUCCGAGUCAGAGCAAGAGGGAUCUACAGAAGAACUGCAAGCACCUGAAGAGCAUGAUGAAGAUGAUGCCCCUGAAAGCAAGAAAGAUGUGAAAAGCAGUUAUAAAAUGAUGUUUGUUAAAGCCAGUGGUUCAUAACUGCAGGUCUAAGAUCUCUCAUCUUUAAAGUACAAUACAGUAAGCCUUAUUGUUACAGUGCAAAGUGAAGGACUGCUUACAGCACAGACCUUUGUAUUAUGAUUUUAAAAAAUGCCCUUUUAGAUGACAAAAAUAAUAGUGUUUGCUUUCAGCUGCCAUGGAUGAUAUUUUCAUGGGUAUAAGGGUAUCCAUUUUUUUGUAAAGUGUUUAAAAAGAAAAAAAAAGUAUUGGAGGAAGAAAUAAACUUAGUUCCCAACUUACUUAUUCUCUAAACCCACCCUCUCAUUCCACUAUACUUGUUGAAUUUUUUUAAGAUCCUUAUUAAGGUGAUUUCUUUGAUUAGCAUUUUGGUUUGGAUUAUUAAAUAUUUUGUGAGAGUUGCUGGAUGCUGCAUUAAUGAUGAAAUACCAAUGGCAACAAUAUAUUUAAUGGUGUAUUAGAGCUUUAAACCUACAGCUACUAGCACUGCAAUGUGGCAGGGUAGUCCAGAAUCAAUUAUUCAUUUAGAUUCUGCUACUGUGGAUGCCUGUAACCAUGCAGAGUCCCAUAGGCUGUGUCUGUGUUGGGCAGGGUGAGACUUCAGAAUUGCAUCUAGAUGCAGGUGGCCCCUUUGUCACCUCUCCAGGCCUGUUUAUAAUAACAAAAAUAUAUGGGGGUAUAUAUUGAGACUAGCUUGAAAGAGAAGACUUUUAUUCAUGUUAGUUAAAAAUUGAUUCUUGAAGUGCAUGGUGCAGGGCUUUGGACACCUGUUUCUAGUAUUAAUAUACAAUUUUCAGUCCAUCCCUAAUGUAGUAGGGAUAUUUAGGGGAUAACAGUACACAUUGAGUUUAUGGCAAAGGAAAAAAUGCUUUGUUAAUGAGGAGCGAGACCUCGGCUCCAUUCCCUUUUUAAAGGAAGCGCUGCAGCAUGGGUAGAGUUACAGUGUGUGUGCCCCUUGCUUGAGUCACUUAUGUGGAGGUACUUAUAAUUAACAAGGAAAGACCAAGCAAUUUUCCCCUCUAACUUUCACUUUCCUUGUACAAAGUCCUAAGACUGUUAGCGGUUCCUUCCACAAAGGAUUAAAUAUUUCCAUGUCUUCUGCAAAUAUAUUUUUGGUGUAUUAAGGUAACUGUAAUAAAAUAUCAAACUGCUAUAGCAUA
Molecule: messenger RNA, 1637 nt
Organism: Alligator sinensis (Chinese alligator)
Lineage: Eukaryota; Metazoa; Chordata; Crocodylia; Alligatoridae
Gene: CUNH11orf58
Product: chromosome unknown C11orf58 homolog
Exons: 5
Coding region: 1-498 (165 amino acids)
Source: RefSeq, a predicted model, not a curated record